Molecule: messenger RNA, 14500 nt
Organism: Erpetoichthys calabaricus (reedfish)
Lineage: Eukaryota; Metazoa; Chordata; Cladistia; Polypteriformes; Polypteridae
Gene: plcb4a
Product: 1-phosphatidylinositol 4,5-bisphosphate phosphodiesterase beta-4
Exons: 41
Coding region: 552-4235 (1227 amino acids)
Biological process (GO): lipid metabolic process; phosphatidylinositol-mediated signaling
Molecular function (GO): calcium ion binding; phosphatidylinositol-4,5-bisphosphate phospholipase C activity
Source: RefSeq, a predicted model, not a curated record
ACCGCGGUCCGUGAAUCGCAUUGGGCUCCGAGGCGGGCGCCGUGCACGAGGUUCCCACGCCGGACCGAGCUCUUUAAGCGUUCCGGACACCACCCCUUCCCUCCCUUCUACCUUCUCACCGCACGCACUUGGUCACCGAGCGCAUCCUGACAUUCUCCACUGGAGGGAGAAGGGGAGAUAGAGGUGCACAUUAGGAGGAGGAGGAGGAGGAGGAGGAGGUGACGGAGAAGAGACGGGCAGCGGCAGAUCAGCUGGAAUCAGUCGGCAGACAAGCAGUCAGGCUGCACUCUCCUCCUCUCGGCGCCGCCAGAGCACACUGGACUGAAACCACCCGCGACCCACCGCGAGGCGGAUGAACGGAGAUCUGCACGAAGCUCGUGUCCAGGAGGUCCUGCAGCAGAUCGACACCUUCAAGGAAAAACAGUGACGUCCUCUAAUGAAAAUGGUGGGGCUGUAAACCAGCAGUGAUCAGAAAACAAGUUCCAUGUUGCAUGUGCUGAAAUAGACCCAUCUGUUCAGAGAGCCAAGAUCUUCUGGGUUUCUGACUAAUCAUGGCGAAAGCGUAUGAAUUUAAUUGGCUGAAACCGGUGCAGCAGUUUCUGCAAGAUGGAACACAGUUUGACCGAUACGAAGAGGACCCCUUUGUGUUUGAACCUAGUUGCCUUUUUAAAGUGGAUGAAUUUGGUUUCUUCCUGACAUGGAAAAGUGAAGGAAAGGAAGGCCAAGUUUUAGAAUGUUCUUUGAUCAACAGCAUUAGAACUGGAUCAGCUCCCAAGGACCCCAAAUUAAUAAGUGCAUUGGAAGCUGCUGGGAAACUUGACAAUGACUUGGAGGGGCGCAUCGUGUGCAUCUGCAGUGGCACAGACCUGGUCAACCUCAACUUUAUUUAUAUGAUAGCAGACAGUCCCGAAACAGCUAAGCUCUGGAAGGAAGGUUUAUCAUCUGCGAUUCACAACUUUAGAGCCAACAAUGUCUGCCCGAUGACUUGCUUAACAAAGCAUUGGAUGAGGUUAUCAUUUUUGACCAAUACAAAUGGCAAGAUCCCAGUCAGAAGCAUAACCAGAACAUUUGCUUCAGGAAAGACAGAAAAAGUCAUUUUUCAGGUGCUCAAAGAACUAGGACUUCCCAGCGGAAAGAAUGAUGAGAUUGAGCAUUCAGUUUUUACUUUUCAAAAAUUUUAUGCACUGACACAAAAGAUCUGCCCUCGGACUGACAUAGAAGAACUUUUUAAAAAACUCAAUGGCGACAAAACCAAUUAUUUAGAAGUAGACCAGUUAGUCAGCUUUCUGAAUGAAAAUCAACGAGACCCACGGUUGAAUGAAAUUUUGUUUCCUUUCUACGAUCACAAAAGAGCCAUGCAAAUAAUUGAAAAUUUUGAACCAGAUGAAGAUCUAAAGCGAGAAGGUCGAAUGUCAAGCGACGGAUUUUGCCGAUAUCUAAUGUCAGAUGAAAACGCCCCCGUCUUCCUCGACCGCCUGGAGUUGUAUCAAGAAAUGGACCAACCUUUGGCCCACUAUUUUAUAAGUUCCUCGCAUAAUACGUAUCUCAUCGGCCGACAGUUUGGAGGAAAGUCAUCCGUGGAAAUGUACCGGCAGGUUCUUUUGGCGGGAUGCAGAUGUGUGGAACUGGACUGUUGGGAUGGAAAGGGAGAAGAUCAAGAACCAAUAAUCACCCACGGGAAAGCCAUGUGCACCGAUAUUCUUUUUAAGGAUGUAAUUCAGGCCAUUGCGGAAACAGCGUUUGUAACUUCCCAGUAUCCAGUCAUUCUUUCAUUUGAAAAUCACUGCAGCAAAUCGCAGCAAUACAAAAUGGCAAAAUACUGUGAAGAGAUAUUUGGGGAUCUACUAUUAAAGCUGCCUCUGGAAGGUUUCCCAUUGGAACCCGGACAAAAUUUGCCUUCUCCUAAUGACUUGAAAAGAAAAAUUCUCAUAAAGAAUAAAAGGCUGAAACCUGAAGUUGAGAAGAAACAAUUCGAUGCUUUUAGAAGGCUGCAAGAGGGUGGAGAAGCAGCCACACCAUCUAACAUCCUAGAAGACGAAAUCGAAGAGGAAACAGAAAACACUUGCAGCACCCCAGCCUGUGUUGACAUAGAAGAAGAAGCUCACCCAGAACUGAAGUUUGGGGAACUGUCCUCCAGUGAUUUGAGUCAAACUGAAAAACUUCUCAGUAGUGUGGAGAAAGUUACUGAAGAUGAGAUAACUGAAGCAACAGAGAUCUCAGAAGUUACAGAUGUGAUUGAAUCUGAAAGCAUCAAAAAGGCUGGAAUAUCCAUAGAAGAUGAGCAAGCAUUGAUUACAUCUUAUAAGUAUGUUGGCGCAACAACGAACAUCCAUCCAUAUCUGUCAGCAAUGAUUAAUUACGCGCAGCCAGUCAAGUUUCAAAGCUUUGAUGCGGCAGAAGAUAGGAACAUCCAUUACAACAUGUCUUCUUUCAAUGAAUCGGUUGGACUGGGGUAUCUGAAGACUAACGCCAUCGAAUUUGUGAAUUAUAACAAACGACAAAUGAGUCGAAUCUACCCCAAAGGGGGCCGAGUGGAUUCCAGUAAUUACAUGCCUCAGAUCUUCUGGAACGCUGGCUGCCAGAUGGUCUCCCUGAACUACCAAACCCCAGAUUUAGCUAUGCAGCUAAACCAGGGCAAAUUUGAAUAUAAUGGAUCAUGUGGCUACUUACUGAAGCCAGACUUCAUGCGCCGGCCAGACAGAACCUUUGACCCCUUCUCAGAAACGCCUGUCGAUGGUGUCAUUGCAGCUACUUGUAGUGUUCAGGUUUUUUCAGGUCAAUUUUUAUCUGACAAAAAGAUCGGGACAUAUGUGGAAGUAGACAUGUAUGGGUUGCCAACAGACACCAUCCGGAAGGAGUUUCGAACAAGAAUGGUGAUGAACAAUGGUCUCAAUCCGGUGUACAAUGAGGAGCCAUUUGUGUUCAGGAAGGUCAUCCUGCCAGAUCUUGCAGUUCUUCGGAUUGCCGUCUACGAUGACAACAGCAAGCUCAUUGGUCAGAGGAUCCUUCCUCUGGAUGGUCUUCAGGCAGGAUACAGACACAUCUCACUGCGAAAUGAAGGCAACAAACCUCUGUCGCUCCCGACGAUAUUUUGUAACAUUGUGCUGAAAACAUACGUUCCCGAUGGAUUUGGAGCCAUCGUCGAUGCUCUGUCCGACCCAAAGAAGUUUCUGUCAAUCACAGAAAAGAGGGCUGACCAGAUGAGAGCGAUGGGAAUAGAAACGAGUGAUAUUGCCGAUGUGCCAAAUAAUAAUUCCAAAAACGACAAGAAAGGCAAAGUCAACCAAGUGAAAGCAAGCGUGACACCAAAGAGCAGCUCGGAAUUGAGACAGAACUCGAAUUCUGGCCUGGGAGGCAGCAAUGACACCAAGAAAGACCCGGCCGCUCUCGUACCUCAAGUGAACAUUGAGGAUUUGAAGCAAAUGAAGACUUACCUUAAAUUACUAAAGAAACAGCAAAAAGAACUCAAUGCACUGAAGAAAAAACAAACCAAGGAUCUCAAUUCCGUACAGAAGUCGCACUGCACGCAUGUAGACAAGCUCGUCGCCCAACACGACAAAGAAAAACUUUAUUACGAGAAGCUGCUUGAAAAGGCAAUCAAGAAAAAGGGAGAAAACAACUGCCUGGAAAUGAAGAAGGAAACGGAAGCCAAAAUCCAGAAGCUGUCCUCAGAGCAUAAAAUAAAGGUAAAAGACAUUGUUUCUCAGCAGACAAAGGAAUGGACAGACAUGCUCAACACACACAGCAAAGAGGAACAGGAACUGAGGGAACCACAUUUGGCGCAGCAGUGGGAGCACCUCAGGAAACUCUUAGUGGCCGCACAAGAACAGCAGACCCAGCAACUCAAGCUCAUCCAUGACAGGCAGAGCAAAGAGAUGCGGGCAAAUCAGGCCAAGACUUCCAUGGAGAACGGCAAAGCGAUCAGCCAAGAUAAAUCGAUCAAAAUUAAAGCGGAACGGGAAAGGAGAGUCAGGGAAUUGAAUAGCAGCAAUACCAAGAAGUUCCUGGAGGAACGGAAAAGGCUGGCCAUGAAGCACUCCAAAGAAAUGGAGCAACUUAAGAAGUCUCAACUGGAGCAGCUAGAAAGUCUCGAGAAGCAAAACGAGCAGCUUUUGAAUUCACCUCAUGCAGUGUCACACAAUCAAGGCAAAGGAGAUGCAGCAGAUGGUGAAGCUGGAAGCAGAGAUGGGCCGCCGACCGGCCACAGUAGUCUGAAGCCUCCCCAAGCUCUUUGAAUCUGCCAAGAAGAAGCAGCGGCAGCAGCAGCACUCACUCUACCACCGCUUCAUCAUGUCCAUUCUGCUCCGAUUUCUGUUCUCCAACUAGCGCGACUGGACCGCCAGUCGUCUUGCCAUUGAGACAGCAUUUCCAACACACCACCGCAGCUCUUUGGGUACCGAAUUUCCUUUCCAUGUUACUGACUGUUAUAAAAGGUCCGAAGGGAAACAAAAAACAAAAAGGUGCUGCCAUCCAACACUCCACGUAGGGAGGAGAAGACGUUUAGGUUCAUUUCUGACUUUUUGUGACCCUUUGUAGUAAGCAGGGGACAAAGUAGUAGAACUAAGGGGACUGGUUAUUCAGCCAGCGUCCAUUUUUCCUUCAACUUGUGCAUCAGUUUUAAAAAGGCCGAAGAGGCUGAGCAUGGUUUUAUCAAGUGAAAAUUCUUUUUAUUAUUUUUAUGACUAGAUUCGGUGACGUGUUACAUUAAGUGCCUGUCAUUAUAGUGUCCUUACACUGUGAUUACUCAUUAUUUACCUGCGGUGGCUGCCGUAUACUUACUAGGUAACAAUUGGAGAAGAAACGUUACAUUUUUUUCCACAAACUUGCAGUAUACCUACAUGCUAGUCAUAUAAUAAAUACGUAGACGGGUAAUUAUACCGAUUAAUUUCAGUGUAAGUGCACUGUAACGGACACUUCUUGUAAUGCAUUGCCUUCGAUUUUCAUUACCCAUUAGACAACGGCAUUAAAGGGAAAAUGCAAUGCUGAGCAAAGCAGGUGAUAAAUGUACAUAACGUUCACCCCGGUGCUGGUUUACUUCCAAAAUCUCGUCAAAUAUUCAAACGUUUUUGUUUUGUUUUUGUUUUUUGAAUCGCCAAUGGCAUUUCAAAUCUGAGGGGGGCAUUUGUUUUUAUUUCUGUUUAAAUAUUUUAGAGAAUUUUAGGUGAAUUUUCUCACUUUAUUUUUUAACUAAAAAGAAAAAAACAAAGAAAUAGAGCUUUAUUUUUGGAAAUUCGUAAUUGCUUUAGGCAACAUGUGCAAAAAUGUCUCGUAAAACCAGUCGACAGACUCCAUGGCCAGACGCUCAACGAUUGUGUGACAUGUCCGAAGCACUUUAUCGAUAUUUUGGCUGUGAAAAACGUGUAAAAUUUACCCUUCCUUGUUGUGGUAUAACACAAAACACAAUCUCGUUUUCACAACGUUUAACGGAUCUGUAUUCUUGUGCUGUUAUUGUAUUUUUAACACGUUUCACGUUUGAAUGUUAAAGGGUAAGGGUUGUUAGGUGGGAUGGGGAAAUAUGAAAUAAUUAAAUAAUAUAUAUAUAUAUAUAUAUAUUCAUAUAUACAAAUAGAUGAUUAUUUAUGGAGAAAAUAUAUAAUCCUGUUAGGGUAUCAAUUAAUAGGUUGCUGUAUUUAUUACCUCAUCACGACGAAUUUUAUGAUAUUUGAUCAAACUGACAUUCACAAAAUGCGCAUUGUGGUGCACUUCUCAUUAGUGUAAAGCUCCCAGACAGUUCAUAUUCCAUUUAUAUUGAAAAACGGAUUGAGGUGCAACUUCCAAGUCAUUUAAACAUAGAAAAAGGCAUGGACCGGCUCCUCAGAAGAACUACGGGUGAGGAAAACACCCUCAAUCCAUUGAUCGAACGCACCUUCCCUGGACCCGUUCUUCAUUCGACAUGUAGAAUCCCAAUAUUUUCUUGACACUCUUACAAAGGCUCUAGUUUUUGAUGAUGAUUCUUAAAAAAAUUUUGUCAAUUAACAUCUAAAAAAGUAAUUGUCACAAAACUCGAUAUGGAAAUGUCCGACUAAACGACACCUUAAUUCACCAGAAGCCGCCUCGAUUGACGGAAACGUAUGCUCAUGUUUAUCAAGGCGCCUGAAUUAUUCAUAAUGAAUCUCACAAUCGUUUGUUGCCCGGGUUGAUGACUUGAGGAAAACGAGAGCAUGACGAGUAUUUGUGGAUUUCUCGAAAAAAUGUUUAUUGUGAUGUUUACAGUACAUUAUUGUACAAGUCAGGUGUGCCAUUGAAAUGGCCGAUAAACUCCGUCAUCCUAUCAGAUGGUGGCAUUCUAUGACGGUGGGGUCGAGAUCCGGGUUAAUGUAAAGCAUUCAGAGCCACCUCCUCUUUUGUCACGUUUUCUUAGGUUGCAGCCUUGGGUUCAGAUUGUGUAAAUUUGUCAUCAGGUAAACCUCCAUUCCCCAGAAUGACAAAAUAAAAGCAGGAUUUGGGUCAUUUUUUCAAAUCGCUUAAGAAUAAAAAUGGAAACACCACGAGGAACUAAGUAUUCAGACCCUUCACUCAGAAGCCCCUUUGGCAGCAACUCUAGCCUGGAGACUUCUUGGAUUUGACACAAUAAUCUCCCAUCCGAAUUUGGGGAUUUUCAGCCAUUCUUCUGGACACCGUUGGUGGAUGUCUGUUUUCUGGUCUCCCCAAUUGGUCUCAAUUCUGGGCUAUGGGUGGGCCACUCGAGAACAUUCCCAGUCCUGUGUUGUCUUUGCUUUGUCCUGUUGGAAGGUGAACCUCAGGUCCCCAGCGCUCUGCAGAAGGUUUUCAUUAAGGAUAUCACCUUACUUUGCUCAGUUAAUCUCAAAGUUCCUGCCACUGAAAAACAACCCCACAGCAUGAUGCAUCCACCACCAUUUUUCACCGUUGGUAUGGUAUCGCACAGGUGAUGAGCAGUGCCUGGUUUCUUCCAGACGUGACAUGUAGAACUGACGUCAAACACUCCAACAUCGGUUUCGUCAGACCAGAGACUCUUGUUUCUCAUGGUCUGAGAGUCCUUUAGGUGCCGUUUUGCAAACUCCCAGUGGAUGUUCAUGUGUUGUUUGGGCAUUUGGUGGAGUAGUUGUCCUUCUGAAAGUUUCUCCCAUCUCCACAGAGGUUGUCUGGAGCUCAACCAGACUGACCAUCAAGUUCUUGGUUACCUCUCUUAUCAAGGCUCUUCUCCCCAGAUUGUUCAGCCAGUUUUAGGAAGAGUUGUACUUUUUCCAAACUUCUUCCGUUUAAGAAUUAUAGAGGUCAAUUUGUUAAAAGGCCUAGAGUAGUAAAGUGUUACAGUUGUGGGUGACCUUCCAGAGGUUUCUCCCAUCUACACAAAGAUUGUCUAGAGCUCAGAGAGAGAGAGAGAGAUUGGCCAUCAAGUUCUCGGUCACCUCUCUUACUAAGGUCCUUCUGCUUCCAGAUUGCUUAGUUUGGCCAGAGAACCAUCUCUAGCGAGAGGUGCAGUUGUCCCAAAUUUUGUCCAUUUAAGAUUUCAUGGAGGCCACUGUGCACUUGGGGAUCCUCAGUACUGCAGAGAUGUUUUUGUUGCCUUCCCCAAAUCUGGGACUCAGCACAAUCCUGUCUCCAAGCUCUUCAGGCAGUUCCUUCAAUCUCAUGGCUUUGGUUUUCCUAAUCAACCCAAUUAACUGAAUUGUCCACAGGUGGACUCCAAGCAAGGUGUAGAAACGUCUCAGUGAUGAUCAAUAGAAUGGGGUGCACCUGAGCCAAAUUUCAAGUGUCUGCAUAGCUGUGUCAAUGUCACAUUUCAGGUUUUUAGUUAGAAUAGAAUCAGGUGUGCCUGAGCCAAAGCAAAGGGUCUUGAGUACUUGACAUUUCCACUUUUGAAUUUCAAUACGUUUGCAAAAAUUCCUAAAAAUCGUGUUUUUGGUUUGCCAUUCUGAGGAGUACUGAGUGUUGGUUGAUGCUGGGGAAAAACUCAAUUGAAACGAUUUGACCAGAAGGCUGCAACAAAACAAAAUGAAGGCACUGCACACGCACGUUUUCAAAUGCAGCUUGUCAAAUGAUGUCCGUCUUCGAUUCCCUGGAUCUGAGUUCGAAAUGGGGAUUGAGUGUGAUCACGACUUCUGCGUGCAGCACGCUUACACUGACUCCCUCUGUUUUUUUUUUUACCACAAAAGAAGACAUUUUUGCCGUCACUGUAUAUAAGGACGCUUGCAGAAUGAGCGCCGUGUCAUAAAGGAAGGCAUCUUUACCGUAAGGACAAUGAGAAAUUAGCUUCAUUUCUAACUUUGGGAAGUGGCAAGGAUCUUCUGACGUGAUCUGUCCGGUUAGUAGAAAAAUAUUUAGCUGUUUCUUCUUUUAUUAUUUAUUCUCCUUGGAAUAUAUUAAUUUAUAAGAAAUUAAGUUUACAAGUUUUAAUGGAAAUACUAGCUAAUUGCAAGGGAAAAACAUUUUAUAAACAGUAUGUUUGUAGCAUUUAACUUGGAAUUUAGGGGGCAAAGUGGUGGAUUGGUUAGUGUGUCUGCCCGACAUUGUCCGGCCACCGCUUGCGGUACUUUGUAUAGGUUUAUCCCCAGGAACACAUCCCAAAGAUGAAGACAUUUUGUUCAUCAUUAACUGUAAAGGAACUUGACAUGAGUGACGUACUGGCAUCCUGCUCAGGACUGGAUCCUGCUGUGUGCCCAGUGCUGCCAGUAUAGUCACUGGUUCCACUCAGGCCUAAAAUGGAAUAAAUGGACUCGCAAAAUAAAUUAAAUUUGGAGUUUAUGGCAGAACUUCACAACCUUUUAAAUAAAUGGCAGUCCCCCCCCCCACAUCACCAUUACUCCCAUUAAACUGGGUGGAGUUUGCUAGUCCAGGAGGUGUGGUCUUCUUCGUUUUAUUAUUUAGUCUUCAGGUGAUGUGCUGGUCUGUGGUGGUGAAGACAUGAUGAUGAAGACAUGGCUCAUGUUUUACCGGUCCAUCUACAUCCUCACCUGUGGUCAUGUGCUGUGAGUAAUGGCCAAAAGAAUGAGCUUGCGAGGAAUGAGGCUUCUUCACGUGGCCACAGCGCUGACUAUCCAUCAUAGGAUGAGAAGGUCCGAUACUCAAGAGAGUCUCACAGUAUAAGUAGACUUGCUGCUCCUGCUGAUGGAGAUGAGCCGUUCGAGGUCAUGUUGGGCAUGUUGUUAGGAUGUCCCCCCAGUAUGGCUCUUACUCAACUUGCUCCGGACACAUCCAACCAGGUGGAGAACCUCCGGUAGACCCAGGACACACUGAGGAGGGAGGUCAGUCUGGCUCACUGCUGCUAAGGCCCACACCUGGAAAAACAGCUUGAGAGGAUGAGAUGAGAUAUUAAAUCUUUACUGCGUAAAAUGAGGCACAUAUACAGAAAAAUCCAUGAAAUUCUAACAUGGCGUAGAAGUCCGAAAGGGUUAUGGGACCAAACGUUAGGGUCGGAAAUUCUAUACAUCAAAAGCCAUAACAUUCAACAUUGGGACACAGUUUCUUUUUUAUUCGACAGAAGGUAAGACUGAAGUCUGAAGUGUCAAACUGCCUUUUCAGGCCUUUAAAAUGACACCAGUCCACCAAAGGUUUAUGGUUUUCCUCCCCCUUGAAGGGCAUUUUUUGUAUAUUGGGACUUUUGGACGUUGAAAGCCCUUUGGAUUUUGCGCAUCGUGGAUAUGGAAGGAAAUCAGAACACCGUCUGGGAUUAUGGGAAAUGUGUAAAGUAAACUCCACACAGACUAUGACUAGGUUGACGACUUAAUUACGUUUUCACAAUUUCAAUGAUUUUGCCCUGAAAUUUGCCCUGUGCAGGUGGUAGAUUGGAUGAUGUUUUUGUCCUCAGCGUAACGCUGGGUUUUCCAGUCCGUUUUGACCCAAAUUGGACCUUAGUAAAAUUUUCAUCUGGUGAAAUUUGCCGAAACAAACAUUUUGGAUGAAGCUGCCGUAUCUGAGAUGGAGAGUAAGAGUCUGAGGCAUUUGGCACAUUACACGAUUUCUAGUCAGCGAGGACCUCAGACGUAAUGACUUUAGCUGCGAGAUCUCAUGUGUUCGUGGGUGUCAGAUUACAAAUUAUAUGACUUGCAUGCAGACUUGUCAGCCCAUUUCCAAAGUAUCACGAGAUUGCCGCAUUACGACAGCCAAUGACGUCCUGCCUUUGCCCGUACAAAGGCCUUCCAGGUACGACCAGUUCAGUCGCAGUCCCUUCCCUUUUAUUUUCCCUUUUUUCUGCUCUGUCAUUAUGCAACAAACAUGAGACAUCAGACAGACGAGCCUCUCUUCUGUUUGCACAGUCGGAAGUGCCGGUGGCUCUUCUUGCCACGGGACCACCUUGUAUGCAUUGUACUCCUGGGUAAGUGUUCAUUGGCUGUCAGCUCUUGUGCUGCGUUUCCAUGCUCUUGGAUGAUUUGGAGCUUUGAGUUGUGACGUUUCCCACUUGAGUGCGUUCACACGGGUUUCCUGUCAGACUAUUCAGAGAAAUUUGUAUUUGAUUCUAGUUGUUGAUUUGAUGCCAAAAAAAAGCAAUUAAAGAUCAAUGGCACUUUUUGUAGAAAUAAAGAACAAAAUAGACAUAUUAAAUGUGUUAUCACUUCAUCCCAAAUAUGAUUUGACCACAAAAUGGCAUCUCUGGCUGACCAGGUUGCAUGCUUUGUUUUGUCCAAGUGACUAAUGUGAAAGUCAACGUUUUGUCACCAUUCCGGUUGCUUUGUUUUCUCGUAAUUACCCGACUUGUAACUUUGAGUCUGCAGCGCCUUCACGUUGAAUUUCUGACUUGCACAAGCCAACCCCACGACUUAAGGGGUGUGUCCCUGAUGGAAAGGGCGGAGCCUUCAUAGGGACCCGUGGGUGGGGUCAGGCGCUGAGGUUCUUCUUGAUACUGUGGGUGGACGAGAGAUAGAAUGGUCAGCGACAGCACCUCCACCUGGUCUGGAGGUGGAAUGGCUUACCUCGGUUAAGCCCUCGAUGUGGUCCCCAGGCACACAUGCGUCACAAGGGUUAAAUAUUUUUUUGGACCGUUUUGUCCCACCAUUAUGCUUUUCUAACGCUCCCGUCAUCAGGGUAAAGGAGCUGUGACUUCUGAGGUUGUUACCAAAGGUCCUCAUGAAAUUCAUUUCAUCAUGUGAGCUGCAGAUUCAAACCCCUUCACUAAUUCCUCUUUUCAAACUCUUUACGCUAAACGAAAUUCUAGUUUGUGACUUCUUUACUCUCGCUGUUCUGACCACAAGUUUUAUCUCUCGUUUUCGCUUUGACACUCGUACUUUUUGAUCUCCCGCCAUUGACCCUCUGAUGACUUUUGUCUUAUUUUUCCCGCCUCAUUUUCAAACUCUGUCCGCUUGCAGACAUUUUCACAGAUGUUUUGAUUUUACCGUCUGCUCAAAUAGCUGGCGUAACACAUUGAAGGAGUAUAGAGACACAACCAGUCAAAACUUUUAGAACCCCUCCAUGUUUUCGUCUUUUUAUUCAAAUGAAUGUACCUCAGGUCUAUUGAAUAACCUGAAAUGGUGCCAAGGUACGCACUACACUGCCACAAGUUGAAAAACAAAAAAUAACUUUGCUCACCAAAAACUGAAAAAUAAUAUAUAUGUAUAUAAAUACUAUAUAAAAACCACGCUUAUAUUAAGUUAAAAAGUGUACUAAAAAAGUAAAAAAUAAGUCUCACAUACAUCACUCGUAAAAUAAAAGUGUGGGCUCUUUUCCUAAGAUUUUAUUGAUUGAUGAAAAGCGCCCACCCUUUUAUUUUACGACUGAUGUAUGAGAGAUUUAUUUUUAACUUUUAACUUUAGUGUGGUUUUUAAAAAGUAUUUUAUUCUAUAUAUAUUAUUUUCAACUUUUUAGUCUUUGGUUUGUUUUAGUAUAAUUUUUGUAAUCAAUAUUUUAACACUUCCUUUAAUAUUUCUAUCUAUCUAUCUAAUCCUGCCAACUACACUAUCUAUCUAUCUAUCUAUCUAUCUAUCUAUCUAUCUAUCUAUCUAUCUAUCUAUCUAUCUAUCUAUCUAAUCCUGCCAACUACGCUAUCUAUCUAUCUAAUCCUGCCAACUACGCUAUCUAUCUAUCUAUCUAUCUAUCUAUCUAUCUAUCUAUCUAUCUAUCUAUCUAUCUAUCUAUCUAUCUAUCUAUCUAUCUAUCUAUCUAUCUAUCUAUCUAAUCUCUCCAGCGUGUCCUGGGUCUGCCCCGUGGCCUUCUCCCAGUGGGACAUUCCCGAAACACCCUCCCCCAGGAGGCGUCCAGGGGGCAUCCUGACCAGAUGCCCGAACCACCUCAACUGACUCCUCUCAGUGCGGAGGAGCAGCGACUCUACUUCGAGUCUCUCCCGGAUAACUGAACUCCUCACCCUAUCUCUAAGGGAAAGUCCAGCCACUCUGCGUAGAAAACUCAUUUCGGCCGCUUGUAUCUGUGAUCUUGCUCUUUCGGUUACCACCCAAAGCUCGUGGCCAUAGGUGAGGGUAGGACCGUAGAUCGACUGGUAAAUCGACAGCCUCGCCUUUUGGCUCAGCUCUCUCUUCACCACGACGGACCAUUCCAGAGCCCGCAUUACUGCGGAUGCCGCACCGAUCUGUCUGUUGACCUCCCGCUCCAUUCUUCCCUCACUCGUGAACAAGACCGCGAGAUACUUGAACUCCUCCACUUGAGGCAGUGAUGUGUUCCCAACCCGGAGAGAGCAUUCCACCCUUUUCUGGCUGAGAACCAUGGCCUCGGAUUUAGAGGUGCUGACUCUCAUCCCCGCCGCUUCACACUUGGCUGCAAACCGCUUCAGUGAGAGCUGGAGGUCACUGUCCGAUGAAGCCAACAGAAAGAACCACAUCAGCCGCAAAUAGCAGAGACGAGAUUCGGAGGCCAUCGAACAAGACCCCCUCUUCCCCUUGGCUGCGCCUAGAAAUUCUGUCCAUAAAACUUAUGAAACAAAAAUUCACAUGGAUUAAUUGAUCAAUUAGUGAAACUGAUUAUUGAUUCAUGUAUUGUCAUCAGAAGUGAGUAAGUGUGCAAAAUUUCAUGUCAUUUGGACAAUAGGAAGUGGGUUAAAUAUCGAUUACAAGAUUUGUACUAGACAACAAACAGGUGAAAUGAAAAGAAGCGUGGUAAUAAUAAUAAUAAUAAUAAUAAUAAUAAUAAUAAUGUAAUUUUCAGAGUUAUACAAAAAGGCCUUUUUAUGGAACAAAUAAGGAGUUAACAGCUUUCAGCCUGCCUUGAAAGUUGCAACCAAUUUCUGCAGGUGUCCCAUUUUUGGUUGAUUACUUACAAACCCGCUGUGUGUAUAAAAGCAGAGUUGCUACACACUCUGAAUUGUUAUUUAGAUCAGCUUUGCCUUUUAUCUUUGUACCAUUUCAGGUUAUUCACCGAACCUGAAUUGCUCAAAAUUUAAGUAAUCUUAGGAAAAUGGGGGUGUUCUAAAAGACUGGACCAGUAGUUUCAAAUUUAAAUUUAAAUUCUGUUGUCUAAGGGCAGAAGAGUGGAGCGGUGGGUAGCUCUGCCAUCCCAUGAGUUCCAAUGUCCUAGCUUUUCGGUCAUUGUCUGUGUGGAGUCUACGCGUUUUCCCCUUCCCUCCAGGCACUCGGUUCUGGUUUUCCUCUCCUAUCACCAAACACACGUGUGGUUGAAUUGAUUAGCAAUUCCAAACCGGCCCAUCUGUGUCACUGCGCGUGAAUGGACUCCUGAGACGAAUGGUGAACUCUCCAGGACCGGGUCUCCUGCCUUGGCUCACCAAAAAGGGACUCGGCAAGUUAGAGGAUGUUCCCUUAUGUUAUGUGUGGCCUACGCUUCAUCACAGAAUCACAGGUUUCACUGUCCGAGAUGCUGCAAUAAUGAAGGCCUACUGGAACACGGUCAUCUCCUGGUCAUAAACUUGGAGACAUUUUGAGAAAUUUGUGACAUAUUGCACGUAAAGAGUCACAAAACUGAAUGUUUUAUUCAUCAUCAAACUCCCCCUUCCCAGAAGGCUAUUGUCACCCAGCGCCCCAGAAGCACUAUUUUUGUGGAAAUGCCUGCUUUUAUAUACGUGUUGUCAAUCGUAGAAAACGAAAGGACUGUGCCUAUGACAGUGCUACUGCAACGAAGACGAUGGUCGGAAAAUGAUGUGCACGUUUUUCUGAUAACAUUCCCUGUACUUGUUUUGUAUUUUUAUAAGGGGGUCACACUGUCCAGUCCUCAAGAAUCACUCCGUGUCUUGUGGCUACCUUUCUAUGCUAGCUGGCUUCUCAGUUGUCCAAGACUCUUCUAAUCAUAGGAGAAAUUGGAAAGGUUUGGCCGAAUAUUUUAUAGUCCGAGAAAUUGGAGUUGUUUAUUUUUCUAAGAAUCUAAUGAAGAAGAAGAAGACAAAGACGUGAACAAAAAUGUAUAUGUCGCAACUGGAUAAUGGCGGCUUCGUUUAUGGUGACGCCCAGUGACCCUUGAUGGCUGGAGUUGAUGAUCUUAUAUUUGCAGUAUGCAAAAAAAUGUAAUAACUAAAGAUGUUGUUGAAUGAAAACUGUACAAAUGAUAAAUAUCACUUCUAUCUUUCCCAACAUGUAUUCUUUAGAAUAAGUCACUAGUAAAGAUUCAGCUAUUUAAAAUAAAAAUGUUAACUGGUUUUCCAAAAUAA